AUCAGCGGGCAGCCGCCAGGCAGGAUAAGCAGCUGGCAGCUGUGAUGCAGCGGUACUUAGCCUACAUGGCGGACCUCCAUCUCCAGCAGCAGCAACGGCGGGUACAGCAACAGCAGCAGCAGGAGCAGCAGCGCCAGGUGCAGCCGCCCAGGCCCCGGACCGGCUCCCGGUUUGGGGUCCUGGCCACGCUGGGGGGACAGGACGGGGCGGGCGAUGGCGCGGCCACGGCGGCGUCCGGGCAUGGGCGACGGGUGCAACCAGCCGCGCACGCACCGCCGCCGCCGCCGCAGCAACAGCCCAGCUCCAAAGGGCGCUGCGGCCCCGCCCAGCUCCCGCAGCAGAGGGCAGGGCGCUUGGGCGGCGGGCUGCCUCCCCCGCAGGACGGUGAUAGCGCGCCGCCGCACGUGCCCACUGGGCGGCCGGCCAGGGGACAGCAGGCUGGUGGGGGCAGCGGGUCGGGGCGCCAGGGUGGAGGAGCGGGGCGGGCAGGGACCCAGGCGCCGCCCCAGGCGGGGCCGCCACUGCAGACGUCACAACCGGCGGGUGGUGGUAAGGACAGGGGCAGGGGCCUGGGCACGCUGGCUGGGGUUUCGGCCGACACGGCUGGGCGCGCUGGUGGGGGUGCGGGCAGUGAGGCGGAGUACGGGGCCGUUUGCCUGAAUCGUGACACGUGUGUUGCCAUCGGCUCUGACCUCGUGACGCACCAGAACCGCUGCGCAGAUGUGCAGGGGUAUGAGUGGACGCAGCUUGGCCGCGAUGCGCUUGGUGGCCGCCUCCUCGCCUACCUCCGUGACCAGGGCGCCACCGUACCGGACUGGGCCGUCUGCCGCGUGCCGGCCGGCCGUACCGCCGUCCUGGCACAGCUGCACGACGAGUUCACUGGCUGGUGGCGCCUAUACUCAGCCCAGCCUGCAGACACGCCCCUGCCUUCCGACGUGACGGAGCAGCUGGAUGACGCCGCGCAGCAGGUGCAGACGGCCUACAUGGACUACGUGCUCCUAGACGCCCGCACCCUGCGGUCCGCUAAGCGUGGGCCGGCGGACCCCGGCGGGGCCAGCGGGCCUAGCCGCCGGCAACGCCAGCACCGCAGCCGCAGUACCUCCAGCCUCAUGAGCCUGGGCAGCGCUCCAUUGCGCCCCGGCGGCGCCAGCUCAGGCGCCGCUAGCAUGAGCACCAGCAGCGGCGGCGCGCCCCCCAGCCAGGGUGGCGCCCCCCGCCGCAAACGCCACAGCAGCAACAGCAACCGCAACCGCCACGGCGCUGCCGUGGCCGGCGGGGGCUCAUAAUGCGGCCACCAGUGGGAGCGGCGAACCUUCGGCUGCUGACAGUGAAUGUCAACGGCCUGGGCUCGCCGCUCAAGGCGCGGGCGCUGGUCUCGCACCUGCAGCAAGUUGGGGCGGAUGUGGCGAUGGUGCAGGAGACCCACGCUACUGACA
This is a messenger RNA of Chlamydomonas reinhardtii, 1436 nucleotides long. RefSeq lists its product as uncharacterized. NCBI's taxonomy places the organism in Eukaryota, Viridiplantae, Chlorophyta, Chlorophyceae, Chlamydomonadales, Chlamydomonadaceae. The coding region runs from base 66 to 1286 and encodes 406 amino acids. The record is from RefSeq and is a predicted model, not a curated record. The transcript has a single exon.